Anopheles funestus (African malaria mosquito) is the source of this 2704-nucleotide messenger RNA. RefSeq lists its product as uncharacterized. The transcript is spliced from 3 exons. Gene Ontology annotation, cellular component: nucleus; transcription regulator complex. The record is from RefSeq and is a predicted model, not a curated record. Lineage: Eukaryota; Metazoa; Arthropoda; Insecta; Diptera; Culicidae. The coding region runs from base 2132 to 2518 and encodes 128 amino acids. Gene Ontology annotation, biological process: regulation of transcription by RNA polymerase II.
CUGGGGUGUGGCACAAUAUUCACAAAAAUAUAGGGUAUCCCACAAGUUUUUGACACUUUCCCAGAUAUUUUUGAUUUCGUCCCACAAUCUUUUGAACGCGUCCCAAAAAUUUUCGAUUUUGUCCCACAAUCUUUUGAAGGCGUCCCACAAAUUUUUGAUUUCGGCCCAUAGUUUUUUAACAGCUUCCCAAUUAUUUUUGCCUGCUACUACAUGGAGCAAAUUUCUUCCUAAAAGUUAUCAGUAUUUAAAUAUAUGCUAUUUAACACGUUGUGUGCCAUGUCUAUCAUUUUUGAUAGACAGUGAAGUUUCCUGGGGGGCCAUGUCUAUCAUUUUUGAUAGACAGUAGUCGUCAUUUUCAAACUGUUAUUUUUCCGCGGUGGCUGCACUUUUCUACUUACAACCUUCGGCAAAUAUUAAGAUAAGACUUUUAUGAAACUAAUUACAUUUUUUUUUUCGCAAAUCUUCAGUCCAUCAAUUUAUAAAAGUAUAUUUUUGGGAUGCCUUUUUUCGAAAAAUCUUAACGUUUUGUUCAUAUUGCUAUCUCUUAUGUCGCGCCGUUUGAUCGUCUGCAGUGCGAGUGAGACAAAUAUAUGCUUGAACAACAGACGGUGGAACGGCGCUUCACAAGAGAUAGCAAUAUGAACAAAACGUCAGAUUUUUCGAAAAAAGGCAUCCCAAAAAUAUACUUUUAUAAAUUAAUUGACUACGGGUUUCCGAAAACCAACUAUAUAAUUAGGUUCAUUAAAGUCUAAUCUACAUAUUUGCCGAAGGUUUUUUGUAAAAAUGUGGUAUCUCCGCGGAGAAAUAACAGUUUGAAAUUUACAUUUCCUGGGGGGCCAUGUCUAUCAAAAAUGAUAGACAGUCAAUUUGUACACAACAACGCCGUGGCCUGCUAGGAAACAUCACCAAAAUAAGCGUGGCACACAGCGUGUUAAAUAUAUGUAAUAUUGGAAGAACACAAAUACUCAGGGUGUGUAAACAUGUAAUUAAACAAAAUCAUCGAAAACACAAAACCGCGAAAAAAACUAUUUCUACUUGUUUCUAUUUGUUGUAUGUGUUAGAAAAUCGUCUCAUGUUUAGGACUUUUGAAAUACAAUUUUUAAAUGAUGCACAUUAGAGAUAAUUUUAUUUAAUGAUAUUUAUACAUACUCUGAUCAUUUAUAUUCUUUCAAUCUAGUAUUUACAUAUAUCGCUGCUAAUUUUUAGGAAGAAAUUAGCUCCACAUAGUAACAUUGAAAACUAAUUGGGAAGCCGUUCAAAAGAUUGUGGGACGAAUUCAAAAAAAAUUAGGGACGCGUUCGAAAGAUUGUGGGACGAAAUCAAAAAUUUCUAGGAAGCGUUCAAACCACAUUGAGAACGUGUAAAAAAAUUGCGGGAUACCCUGUAAUCUACGGACGGAAGAGAAAUCCAUAUUUUAUUUGAUGGCGAAUGAGAAGAUGCCUCCAAGGGAAUAAUAGCAUAAGAUAGGGCUGGCAGGCGAUGCAUUCUGCCGGACAUGUACCAAUAUUAUAGAAAAUAUCGAACAUUAGUUUGUAACCUGUCCGAAGAUUGUACACAAAUGGAAGGACGUAGAACGUACUGCAUAUAAGCUUAUGGGACUCGCAAAUAUUAAAAUAGAGAACUUAAUUAGACCUGAUAGAAUACAAAUGAAUGAAACAAUACUUAACAAAUGUUCACAUCAUAUUAUGUUAUACAUGUAAAUUAGGACUAAGUUUCUACUACGAAUCGCGAUUACUUGAAUUUUAUAAUUUUAAGGUGGUGCAUGUGAGAGCCCUUUCACACGGCACGAACUUGACAGUUCGCCAGUUCGACGAACGUAGCUCAAUCUGGGUGUUGCUGAAUUUAGUGAAAUAGCCGCGAACUCAUGGCGAGCUCGCGAACUUGACAGUUCAAUCAAAACAAACGGGCAGUGAAACAAAAACAAACCGCCAGUGCAAAUAAAAAACAAAGUGGUAGUGAAAACUGUUGUAUCGUUGUAUCGUAUCGUUGUAUCGUUGAUUUGUAAACCAAAAAAGUAAGUUUAAUUGAAUAUUGCGGAUCAAAUAUAUAUGGCUUAAGCUGGAUAUGUUAAAAAUAAUAUCAUUGUUUCAUAAUUGUAUAAUCUCAUCGACUACAGACAAAAGAUAAUAACAUGGACUCGACAGCCAACAAGGCCCCUCAGUUCUGCGAGGAGGAAUUUGUUUUUACGGAAGAAAAAACGCUGGAGUUAAUAUCGGAGGUCCAGAAACACGAAGUGCUUUGGAAAAAGCAAAAUAAAAACUAUAAAAAUACUACAAAACAGGAUGAUAAAUGGCAUACGGUAUCAAAAGCAGUUGUGCUUCCAGUAGCCAUAAUUAAAGCCGAAUGGAAGGUUCUGCGUGCCCAAUUUCGUACCAACAACGCCAAAGCCAAGCAAAGCUGUCGUUCUGGGGCUGGUGCACAACAAGUUUACAAACCAACUUGGUUCGGUUAUGUACCGAUGCUAUUCCUCCGCGAAACGAUGGAUGUGGGCUUCACCAGAGACACGGUAAGAAGAUAAAAAAACACAUUACUUAAACUUUCUAAACAUUUUUAUUAUACUUUUUGAAAAUGCCUGCAACAGUUCUGUUCUAUUUAACUGAUUAAUAUAACAAUUCAUAAUUAGAGUUAAAUAAUUCAUUUAACGUUAGAGUUAAUAAUUCAUUUACAUUAUUUGAUAAAAAGGUAAUAAAUCAGAUUAUGCCAA